This is a messenger RNA of Solanum stenotomum, 832 nucleotides long. Its product is annotated as serine/threonine-protein phosphatase 2A 65 kDa regulatory subunit A beta isoform-like. The transcript has 8 exons. Gene Ontology annotation, cellular component: protein phosphatase type 2A complex; cytoplasm. The record is from RefSeq and is a predicted model, not a curated record. Gene Ontology annotation, biological process: protein dephosphorylation. The coding region runs from base 82 to 816 and encodes 244 amino acids. Lineage: Eukaryota; Viridiplantae; Streptophyta; Magnoliopsida; Solanales; Solanaceae. Gene Ontology annotation, molecular function: protein phosphatase regulator activity.
AUACAGCAUAUUCUUCCGUGUGUGAAGGAAUUGUCAUCCGACUCAUUGCAGCAUGUUAGAUCUGCUUUGGCUUCUGUUAUAAUGGGGAUGGCUCCUGUCCUGGGAAAAGAUGCAACCAUUGAACAUCUUCUUCCAAUUUUUCUUUCCCUUCUGAAGGAUGAGUUUCCUGAUGUGCGCCUCAACAUCAUUAGCAAACUUGAUCAAGUCAAUCAGGUCAUUGGAAUUGAUUUAUUAUCCAAAUCUCUGUUGCCAGCUAUUGUUGAGCUGGCAAAGGAUAGGCAUUGGCGAGUUCGUCUGGCUAUAAUAGAAUACGUACCUCUGCUGGCCAGUCAGUUGGGUGUAGGAUUUUUCGAUGAUAAGCUUGGCACCCUUUGCAUGCAGUGGUUACAGGACGAGGUUUAUUCAAUCAGAGACGCUGCAGCUAAUAACUUAAAGCGCCUCGCGGAAGAAUUUGGUCCAGAGUGGGCAAUGCAGCAUAUAAUUCCUCAGGUCUUAGAUGUGAUUAAUAAUUCACAUUAUUUAUACCGGAUGACAAUACUUAGGGCAAUUUCUUUACUUGCACCUGUGAUGGGUUCUGAGAUAACAUGUUCUAAGUUGCUGCCAGUGGUUAUUACGGCAGCAAAGGACAGAGUGCCCAACGUCAAAUUUAAUGUUGCAAAGGUGUUGCAGUCCCUUAUCCCUGUUGUUGACCAAUCAGUAGCAGAGAAAACGAUUCGCUCUAGUUUAGUAGAGCUAGCUGAGGACCCUGAUGUCGAUGUCCGUUUUUAUGCAAGUCAAGCACUUCAGUCAAUUGAUGAUGUCAUGAUGUCAAGCUAGAGAUACUUAUCUGUUG